GAUUUUAUAUAAUAGCCCCACGCUUUACCUUCAUUUUCUUCGUUGACGCUCUCUCUCUCUCUACACCAAUUCGACACUGAUUUUGUAGUAUCGCCUGACAGCAAAAAAGCUUUGUGAGGAGAAGAGAUGGCGGUUCAGCUCACCGAUGAACAGAUCUCCGAAUUCAAGGAAGCAUUUUCUCUAUUUGACAAGGAUGGCGACGGUUGCAUCACCACGAAGGAGUUGGGGACUGUGAUGCGUUCUUUGGGACAGAACCCAACCGAGGCUGAGCUCCAGGAUAUGAUUAAUGAGGUUGAUGCUGAUGGUAAUGGAACAAUUGACUUCCCUGAGUUCCUCAACUUGAUGGCUCGCAAGAUGAAGGACACUGAUUCCGAGGAGGAACUCAAGGAAGCUUUCAGGGUUUUCGACAAAGACCAGAAUGGAUUCAUAUCUGCAGCUGAACUCCGCCACGUGAUGACAAAUCUCGGGGAGAAGCUAACUGACGAGGAAGUUGAUGAGAUGAUCCGUGAGGCUGAUGUGGAUGGUGAUGGCCAGAUCAACUACGAGGAGUUUGUCAAGGUCAUGAUGGCCAAAAAGCGGCAGCAAAGGAUCAAAUCAAGCAAAAGAGGUAUUGAGAAUAGCAAUGGCAAUGCGAGCAGCAACGGCAGGCGUAAGAAAAGCAAACUUCGUGAAUGUUUGAUUCUCUAAUUAAAUAAAACUUGAGAAUCACACGUCAUCAAUGUUGGAGUUUUAUGGAAUGAUAAUAAUCAUGUUACUCUCCUACCAUUAUUGUUGCUUCCACUUGUAAAACAUAAACCCAUUCUACCACCUUGUACUAUUAUUGUGUUGUGUUUGCCUACUUAAAUUAGUUGCUUGUGACUAAAA
Messenger RNA from Salvia miltiorrhiza (redroot sage), 864 nucleotides. RefSeq names its product calmodulin-like. The coding region runs from base 127 to 687 and encodes 186 amino acids. The record is from RefSeq and is a predicted model, not a curated record. NCBI's taxonomy places the organism in Eukaryota, Viridiplantae, Streptophyta, Magnoliopsida, Lamiales, Lamiaceae. The transcript has 3 exons. Gene Ontology annotation, molecular function: enzyme regulator activity; calcium ion binding.